AUGCUGGCAAAUGGAUGCGCUACUCCGAAGAAAUAUGCUCAUAAAGAUCCUUUUUUCAGCAUCGAUAUGUUUGUUGCAUUAGCGAAGGCCAUGCACAAUGGAAGCAUGCUUGCGACGGUUGAAGGGCUCUUCACUACACAUGGCAAAACAUUUCAAUCAAACUCUUGGGUAACAACAGUCAUUAACACCAUGGAUCCCUUGGUGAUCCAAAAAGUUCUAGCAAACAGCUCGGAAAAGUUUGGCGUUGCACCGUCCCGGAUACCGGUAGUAGAGCCUUUAAUGCAUGACGGUAUUUUCACCGCGGACGGUCAAUCAUGGGCUUAUCACAGAAGCGUCGCAAAGCAAAUAUUCUUUGGGGUCGGAUUUUCCGUCAUCCCAUCACUUGAGAAACAUGCGAAUCGUUUGCUGGAAUUGAUACCCCGAGAUGGCUCAACGGUUGAUAUUCAACCACUUUUGAAAAGAAUAUUCCUCUUCGGGGUAUCACAAGACUCCCUUCUUGCUGGUACAAAGGAUGGUUCUACGGAAGGUUUUAUCUCGAUAUUUGAUAAAUCUUUGAUAGGUCUACACACUCGUAUGUUUCUUAGCAGAUUGAUUUUCAUCCGUGGGCGUGAUACACAGUUGAGAAAAGACAUAUCUUAUGUCCAUGCUUCUAUUGACAGAUACGUUGAAAUGGCUAUCGACAGGCAGCGGUCAUCGGAGAAAACCGUUAAAGAAGUCUCGUCAGGCAACUAUGUGUAUCUGGAUGAGCUCGUCAAGAAAACAAAGGAUAAAACGAAACUUAGAAAUCAAAUGUUGAACCUAUUUCUUCCAGCUCGUCUUCGUCUCCUUGCUCCAGCAGGUCUCAGUAUCCGAACAUGUGGUAAGGAUUGUGUAUUUCCAAGAGGAGGUGGACCUGAUGGUCAAAGUCCCAUUCUGGUUCGUCCAGGUACGGAAAUUAGAAUAGUUUUUCACGCACUACACAAAGACCGAGAUAUCUGGGGAGAAAAUGCAAUGGAUUUUCGUCCUGAGAGAUGGGAAAAUCUGCGAGCAACAUGGGAAUAUAUACCUUUUCUUGGGGGUGGUAGGGUUUUUCCAGCGCAACAGAUGGCCUUAAGCGAAGUUUCUUAUUUGGUGGUUCGAUUUAUGCAAGAAUUUAAAACUAUGGAGAAUAGGGAUCUGGAGAAGAAGUUUGCUGCAGGUAUUAAGUUAUCUAUGGAGAGUAAAAAUGGUGUGAAAGUAGGAUUGAGGUAG
Molecule: messenger RNA, 1230 nt
Organism: Botrytis fragariae
Lineage: Eukaryota; Fungi; Ascomycota; Leotiomycetes; Helotiales; Sclerotiniaceae
Product: putative cytochrome p450 alkane hydroxylase protein
Exons: 3
Coding region: 1-1230 (409 amino acids)
Molecular function (GO): heme binding; monooxygenase activity; iron ion binding
Source: RefSeq, a predicted model, not a curated record